UCGGUUAGAGCCGGCUGCGUGAGUGAAAAAAGUGGUCAACAAACGCGGAAUACGGAGUUUCUAAGUCCGUUCCUCGUGGCGCGUCAAUAACUUCUUCAGGCUACGGUGUGUGUCGAACGGAUUUGUUGGCAGCGAUGGCCUUGUCCGUAGCCUCGGUGGUCCUGGUGGCCGCGGCAUUCGUCGGAGUGUGCGGCGAGAACAUACUCUUCCUGCAGACGAUCGCCUCCAAGAGCCACCAUAUCUGGAACCGGCAAAUCUUCGACCGGCUGUACGAUAACGGCCACAACCUGACCAUUCUGUCGUUCGAGAAGGAAGUGUCGGUACCGGGCAAAACCUUCCUGCUGAUGGAGGACUUCCAGCAGCGCCUCAUGGCCGUGUUCGCCGAGGGCACCACCGAUUUCUCCACCUACGAGAACGCGUUCAGUAACAUUGUUAACGUUUAUCAUUACUACGAGAUUUCGAGCCAGUUGUUGCUGUCGGAACCGGCCGUCCGGCGGCUGCUGGAGUAUCCGCGCACGUUUCGGUUCGAUCUGAUCAUACACGACUUCACGAUGGGCCAGUUUUUGCUCGGGUUCGUCGAACACUUCCAGAACCCACCGCUGGUGGCCCUCUCGGCGUACAACAUACCGGCCUACACGCAGUUCCUGGCGGACGUACCGCUCCACCCGACGUAUGUCCCGCACCCGGCGGCUACCUUUGGCCAGCAGAUGACCUUCGUCGAGCGGGUGAAAAACACCGGCUACUGGUGGUUCGACAUGCUGUACCGGCAACAGCUGUUUAUGCCGCGCGAAAACCAUCGCAUGCAGCAGCUCUUCGAGAGCACCAACCUGACGCACGUGAAGCUGCUGGAGCGCCGCGCGGAACUGGUGCUGGUGAACAGUGACCCGGCGCUGGACUACUAUCAGCUACUCCCACCGAACGUGGUGCAAGUGGGCGGAUUGCAUAUCAAGCGGUCAGAGGAAAUGCCCUCGAAUAUGCAGCAGUUCAUCAACCGUGCCAACCGGGGUAUUAUUCUGUUCAGCUUCGGCACGAACGUGCAGAGUGAAAUGCUGGGUCCGGAUGUCAACCGACAGCUGUUGGAGCUGUUCCGCAGCAUGCCCGACUACGGGUUCAUCUGGAAGCAUGCGAACGCGGACGGGAUGCUUAUGCCGCCGAACGUGCUGAUGACACCGUGGGUCCCGCAGUCGGCCGUCCUGGCCAACAGCCGCACCAAGCUGCUGGUUAGCCACGGCGGGUUGCUCAGCCUACAGGAGGCAGCUUGGAACGGAGUGCCCGUGAUCGGGAUUCCGUUCUUUGCCGAUCAGUUCUCGAACGUGCGGCGCCUCGAGGUGGCCGGCAUCGGUCUGGGCAUUCCGUCGACCCAGCUGAACGGGGAAACUAUGCGUCGUGCGCUGGACCAGAUUCUCGACGACCCCGGCUUCCGAGCGCGCGCCAAAUCCCGCUCGAACCUGUUCCGCGCUCAACCGCAACCACCGCUCGAGCGGGCCAUCUUCUGGAUCGAGAAAGUGAUCGCCAACAAGGGUCUACGAUAUCUACGAGCACCGACGCGUGCGAUGGCCCCGUACCAGGUGUACGGGCUGGAUAUGCUGGCGGUGCUGCUGUUGAUCGUGUGGUCAGCCUAUCUUAUCUGUAAGCGCUUCCAGAACUGGCGAGCCAGCGGCGGCCAACGGGCAAGCGCAGCCAAGCGUAAGGCGGAAUAA
Messenger RNA from Anopheles cruzii, 1700 nucleotides. Its product is annotated as UDP-glycosyltransferase UGT5-like. The transcript has 3 exons. The coding region runs from base 135 to 1700 and encodes 521 amino acids. Lineage: Eukaryota; Metazoa; Arthropoda; Insecta; Diptera; Culicidae. Gene Ontology annotation, molecular function: UDP-glycosyltransferase activity. The record is from RefSeq and is a predicted model, not a curated record.